Messenger RNA from Prorocentrum cordatum, 5577 nucleotides. The record is from the annotation of a GenBank genome assembly. NCBI's taxonomy places the organism in Eukaryota, Dinophyceae, Prorocentrales, Prorocentraceae.
AUGGCAGGGCUCGCGUACGGCCUCGCCCCAGUAGUCCGCGAUUGGGCUGCAACAGGUCUGUACGCCGCCAACCUCUGGACAUCUCUCCGCAGGGAUCGCCACUGCACGUGCAGCUUCACAGGAAAGCACGACAGAGAGCUGCUGCAGGUCCUGCAGCGACAACUUGACAGGUGUGGCCCUGAGCAGCUUCGCAGCGCCCCUUUGGAGUGUCCCUCGAGCUUCUGGGAGAUCGCCUCAGUCUUGUGCCUCGCUGUGGGGGCCGCGUUCAUCAUUGGCUUCCUCGUCGGCCGGUUCCAUGGCCAUGGUCCCGCGAAGGGGGACAAGCUAUAUUGUCUGCGCAGCCUGGAGGACCGUCGGUUCCACGAGAGGCUUCUGUGCGGCCACGUGGACGGCUCACGGUUGGAGGUGGCGACGCCUGAUGCUGACGUGUACGCGGAUGACUUCGCUGACGAGAACCACGUGGAGAUCCACCGAGCUGGCCCUCGAGGGGGAGUCCCGCAUCAGCUGCGCAAAAAGAUGCUGUACCAGCUCGGCCUGGACGAGCAGGCUCGGGCCGCCCUCCUCGCGGAUGCCGGCGGUGGACCCCUGCCGCCAGUGCAGCUGGAUGACGACUGGGUCGCCCUGGAGUCGCGACGGGGUUUCAGGCGGGGCUCGUCAGUGGGCGUCACGUUCGCCUUCGUCUACGCCCUGGACGACCGCGACAGGGCCUCGUUCAUGGAGGAGGUCAUCGUGCUGGAACGAGUGGAAACCCUCUCCGAGGAGGCGCCGCCUGCUCCACGGGACGCACUGGGUGAUGUCCCGGACGAGCGCAUCCUGAGGUACUGGAGGGGCGGUGCGGUCCAGCGGCGGCACGCCUUCUCGGAGGUGGCUGCCGAGCAACGCGAGGUGCUCAGGACGCAGGAGUGGCGCGUGCAAGGGCCCGCUACCAUCGACUGGCUGCUUCAGGCGCAUCUGGAGCAGGGUAGCGGGCUUGUCCAGCGGCACUACUGGUGGAGGCAGAUCCGGGGGCUGGCGGCUGCUGACCCCGGGAUCGACGCGCAUUUGCUCCUGUGCGGGCUGAUCGAGACGGCCCCCACGGCCGACCAGCUCAACCUCCCCGGCUGCGAGGCGUCCGAGCUGGCAGCCAGGCGAUUCCAGCUGUGGGACGAGGUGUACUCCGAGGCCCUGCGCCAGGUCGAGGUCUCAAGCAUGGCGGGGGCCACGGACGGCUGGCUGGACGCGCGCAGGAUCGUCCUCAGCGGCUCCCGCUCCAAGGGCCAUGCUCUCGUGGCGCCACCCUUGGAGGCGCACGUGGUGGAGAAGAUGCAGGAGGAGGGCGCCAUCCUCAAGGAGAGGCGCCAGGGCAGAGAGGAGCGCCGCAUGGGGAGGGCCGCCACUGCGGUGGUGAUGGCGGCCUCGGCGCAAGGAGUCUCGGACACUGGCAUCGCGCGCGACGUCCUGCCCCUCCCGCUGGGCGUGGCGCUCGACGAGCUGCUGCACGGUGCGGCGGCACGCCUUCUGCCGCACGGCGGCGGUCGGCGCGGGCGGCAGCGCAGGCAGCAGGAGGUCUGGCUGCGCGAGGGCAUCGCUGCGCUGAACGACCUCGGUGGGCGCGGGAUGGACGCCCCCGCGGGGGUCCCUGCGGCCCGCCAGGUCACCGCCGUGCGGCGCCUCGCACAGCUCUACGGCAGGGUGGAGCCGCCGCCGUCCGACCUGACUCCCCUGGGGGCGUGGCAGACGCUCCAGGCUUCGUGGAAUGGUUAUGCAGACGUCAUGGCCGAAGGUGCUUCGACAACCUACAGGAAGGGGGCCAUGGCGCUCCCGCGGGCUGCGGCGGGGCGGGUACGGCUUGCUGACGUCCUGCCGCCGCACCUGCAGUCUCUCUUGUGUAACUCGUCGCAGAUGUUACGAGAGCCGGAGGCUCGCAAUUUUGCUUUGGGUGAGGCUCCCAGGGUCUGCGCCAUGGGCCCAGUGUUGCAGCGGCAUGGCUACCAGUAUGGCGAGUGCCUCUCCGAGCUGCUCUCUGCGGGCAUCAUUGAGCCUGCGGCCGAGGACAGCAUCAUCGAGCGCGCUGGCAUCUUUUUCGUCCCAAAGAAGGCUCUGGCGAAUUUGGAGGUCAACGCUGCUGGAGGGAUUGCUGUGGCCUCUGGUGACGUCGAGUGCUGCUUCUACCAGUACGAGCUGCCGCCGUGGGCACGUGCCUUCUUCGGUCUGCCAGCGGUCCAAGCCCGUUUCUUGGAUUCGGCAGCCCGCCAGCGCCUGGGGGUUUCAGACUCUUCGGAGAUGAUCCACUUCGUCGCCAGAGUGGUCCCCAUGGGCUGGUCGUGGGCCGUGCACCUCAUACAAGAGGCCCAUGCCCAUGUCCUGAGCAGCAUCAGCCCGGACGCGCCCUGGAUCGCAGACAAGGCGCCCGCGCCUGCGCCGGGGACUCAGUGCGCCACCGCCAAGAUGCUAUACAUCGACAACGUCGCAGUCUUCGCGUCAGGCAGCGGCGACCCCGCGCUGGAGGUGGAGCGCAUGCUGGCCGCCCUGGGCGCGCGGGGGAUUCAGGCUUCCUUUGACCGCGACGAUGGGGGCAUGCACGCCCUGCUCGGCUUCGUGCUCCACAAGCCCUCGGCCACGUGGCGUCUGUCGCACAGCAAGUUUUGGCGGCUGAAGUUUAGCCUCGAUUUUGCACUGGCACCUGGACGUCUUGUCACGGGGCGCGAGCUCGAGAGGCUGAUGGGCCAUAUCACCGCGGCUGUCAUGCUGCAGCGGCACAUGCUCUCACUCUUCCAUGCGAUCUACGAGUUUUGCAGGCGGUCGCGCGACAAGCGGCAGCCUCUCUGGUCGUCGGUGAAGCGGGAGCUCACGUGGUUCAGAGCGCUGCUUCCUUGCGUGACCGUUUCGCUGAGCCGCCCCUGGUGCGAACGGGUCACCGCCGCGGACGCCUCCCCAUGGGGGUUCGGAGUGGUGGAGCAGCCGUGGCCCAUCAGUGAUGUUCGGCGAGUUGGCAGUCUUUCGGAGCGCAGUCGCUUCAGAGGAGUCCCGACGGCGGAUUAUGCCCCCAGGGACACGCUGGUCGAGCAGCAGCUCCUCCACGCCACGGCGGACGAGGUCACCGCGGAGGGCACCCUGACCCACUUUGAGGAGGUGCCGGCAGCGCGGCUCUUGGCAGACCCGUGGUCGGUCGCGGCCGCCCGUCGCUGGCGGCGGGCCGCAGCCAUCCACGUCUUGGAGGCUGAGGGGGCGCGCUGGGCCGUUCGGCGCCUCGCGCGCAACUCGCAGCUGCAUGGGCAUCGGCACCUCGUCCUGGGUGACAACCUCGGGGUGGUCUGUGCGUGCGAAAAGGGCAGAGCUGCGCACUUUGCACUCAACGUCGUCUGUCGGGAGAUCUGCGCUAUCUCAGUCGCCUCUGGGAUGCAGCUCAGGAGAUCGGCACACAUCACGCUGGGCCUCUGUCCGGAGACAUCGGCUCGAGGGAACGCUACCAUGCCAGCGACGAUCUACUCGGUCAUCCCCGCCUACGGCAAGCGCGCCCGCGAUGCAGCGGAGCCCAAGCCGGCGCCGACCACCCGGCGCGCCUCCGAUUGGCGCGGCGGGCACGGGCCGCCAGGCCCUUCGGGCUCCCGCCGGGGCUGGACAUCCCAUGCGCCGCUGAGCGACAGGCCCGCAGAGGGCUGCGCGCGGCGGGUGCCGCUGUGUCGGCGGCGCUCGCGACUGGCGGCGCGUUGGGUGCAACACAUCACCGUGCGUUCGUACCUGCUGGUGCUGAUCAUGCGCUCGGGCUCGCCGCGGCUGCUGGCGCUGCCAGGCUGGAUCCCCGCGCAGUCGGACGAGACGCUGGUGGACUACCCCGAGUGGGCGUUCGACCGCGGCACGGGUCAGGAGGCGUCCUCUCGCACCCACUGCGCCGUGGCUGGGGGCGCGCCCGCGCUGGGAAGGCCCGCUCGGCGCCGCCAUCCCCCGGUGAACGCGUCGCUGUCAGGCGGGGCGCAGCGCCCGUCGGGCCACUCCCGCCAGCCGCUGCCGCGGGCGCCUGCGCGCGCGUUGGCGGCCGUGCUGGCCUCGCGGGAGAAGCCAGACCCGGGGCGGUGCGUCUUGGUGGCGUACGACCGAGGACUUACUGCCAGCUCCAGGACGGGCGAAUUCGACUCCACAGUGGGACCCGACAUUCAUCGACGUCACUGGAUUGGGCGCGCGGUCGCGCCGCUGCAACUGCUUCGUCUCGGAGAGAAGCUGCUGUGCGUGAGCUCGCACCUGCAGUGCCUGGCCGACUUCCACGUUGCUUGUCAAUACCUCAAGCUCAAAGGUUUGGACUGCUCGCCACACUUCCGAGGGAGCGGCGACGCGACACGCGUCUGCGUUGCAGGGUACCGCGCACCGCUGGAGGUGCGGAGGCGAGAAACGUGGAGGGCGACUCUACCAGCUCAGAGGUACGACAAGGCCAAUUGGCGGGCGGUGGUCAAGCAGGCCCUCAGCAGCGCCCAGAGGAGGAGCUGCGAGAUCCGGGCGGUGGCCGCCCCGCAGCUCUUCGUCAUCGCCUACGUGCCGCCCUCCGCGCCGGACGCCUUGCCGCGCAAUGGCGCCAAGGAUGGCAACUACGGCGGCUCGGUGGCGGCGCCAGGAGGCCACGCGUUGCCCAAGCGUGGUUGCCCGCGUCCACGUCAAUCUGCCCGCAUCCUCUCCCAGCCGGCCGCCGAUGCCAAUUGCAAAGGCCGCGACGCGAUCUCCAUACGCUGGCGCUUGGAACUUUCCGCGGCGCGAGUCGCCAAGUGCACGCGGGUUGACAAUGGUAUGGGAGCGCCAGCCGACGACGACGACAACGAUCUGCCCCCGUGGGACAGGGCGAUCUUGAUGUGCACCUUGUUGAAGCUGUUUGCCGCGUGCGGCCAGUACAUGAUCGGCUACACUAUGGGUUGGUCGGUGAAGGUCCAGCAGCUCGUGGGCGUGGACAAGGUGCAGAUCAAGGCCAUCGAGAUGAUUCUCCAGACGAAGGGCCUCAACUCUCCGAAGGUGGCGUGCUUCGGCUCGACCGCCGUGGGGUCCUUGAAGGGCUUGGACUUGGCCUUGCUCUUGGCCUUGGUGGCGGUCCUGCUCGGAGGGCCAGACUGGCCCACCAGCGUGCUGUGCGGCAUCCUGCGGAUCAGCAUCCCGCAGAUGCUGCUCGGUACCCUGCCCAUCGUGCUGCUGUGCGCGCCCUCCGUCCUGUACGGAGCUUUCCUCAUCACGCCCGUUGAGGACGAGGACGACGCGGAGGGCAGGGCCCUCUGGGAGACCCUCUCCGGCAUAAUGUUGAUGGGGUCCGCCCUCUCGCAGCUCUUCGCGGUCUGCCUCGCCCUGUACUUCCUGCAGGACAAGGCCUUCAGGCACUACGAGUACCUGGCGCAGCCCAGGCCCGAGCACGCCAAGAUCAUCGAGCUCACCCAGAGCGAGGCGGCGUACAACGACGCCUACGACAGGGUCACGCACUGGAGGAGGCUGCCGCUGUGGCUGAAGAUCAUGAUCCAGGUGGCUGUGAGCUGCAUGAUACUCCAAGGCAUGGUGCUGACGCUGGCGGGCAGCUUGUGCUUCCGGCCCUUUGGCGUCAACAACAAGAUCAGCGACCCCUGGGACAAG